This is a messenger RNA of Hyla sarda, 4671 nucleotides long. It is a transcript of the gene HDGFL3, whose product is annotated as HDGF like 3. The transcript has 8 exons. Gene Ontology annotation, biological process: regulation of transcription by RNA polymerase II. Gene Ontology annotation, cellular component: nucleus. Bases 388 to 1062 code for a protein of 224 amino acids. Gene Ontology annotation, molecular function: transcription coregulator activity; double-stranded DNA binding. Lineage: Eukaryota; Metazoa; Chordata; Amphibia; Anura; Hylidae. The record is from RefSeq and is a predicted model, not a curated record.
UAACAUGUACUGAGCGGCCACACAGAGAUGCUACAGGUGCUGUGGUACUGCGCAGCCCGGCUCCAUUUAUUCCGCCAUCACGUCUGUGAACCUAGAGAAACAAGAGCGGCCUGCAGCCUCCGCUCCGGAGGAGAUUCUUUGUGUCAGGUCCCCGGCCGCUCCCGCUGUUUCUCCCAUCACCUCAGAGAGCUGCAGCCCGUGUGUGACUGAAGACGGGGGGCUCGGAGGAAGGGCCUGUGUGAGGGGCUUCGUGAGGGGGAGGUGGCUGUGGGGCCUCGCUUGCCCCCCGUGCUUCUACUUCGCACACUCCCCCAUUUUGAGCGACUGCAGCAGGACGGAGGGGGCGGACGGCUUGUGUUGUCGCUGCGAGGGCUGGAGGCGGACAAGAUGGCUCGGCCCAGGCCCCGGGACUACAAGGCUGGAGAACUGGUGUUCGCCAAAAUGAAGGGAUACCCGCACUGGCCGGCCCGGAUUGAUGAACUGCCAGAAGGAGCAGUGAAACCACCUGCAAACAAGUUUCCAAUCUUCUUCUUUGGCACCCAUGAAACUGCUUUUUUGGGACCCAAAGAUCUGUUCCCUUAUAAGGAAUUUAAGGACAAAUUUGGAAAGUCAAACAAGCGGAAAGGAUUCAAUGAAGGAUUGUGGGAAAUCGAAAACAACCCUGGAGUCAAGUUUACUGGAUACCAGAUGCAUCUGAAGGCAAUUCAACAGCAGAGCUCUCCGGAAACUGAAGGAGAGGGAGGAAAUGCUGCAGAUGGCAGCAGCGAAGAAGAGGGGGAUCAGGUGGAAGAGGAUGGAAAAGGCAAAAGGAAGAAUGAGAAAGCAGGCUCCAAGAGGAAGAAGUCAUAUACUUCAAAGAAAUCUUCGAAACUUUCUCGGAAAUCUUCAGGUGAUGAGGGAGAAAAAGACAGCAAAGAUGAAGAAAAUAAGAGUGGCUCAGAGGCUGGUGAUGCCGAUAACGAUACCAGAAAUGCCUCGGAAGUGCAGAAAAGCAGUGCAGGGAAUGUAUAUGCAAGAGGUGGUUCCCGUAAGAAAUGCACAGAUGCUAAAGAGAAAUUAUAAAUCUUAGUGGCGAACAGGCAAGAUUUGACUUAACUGAGUGCAGCAUACGGUGAGAAGAGGUCCAUAUUUCGCAGUUUAGUAUUCUUGAAUUUGAUAUGGCUCAACACAUUAAAUUGUUGCCACCAAGAAUUCAUCAAUUUGUAUGCAUAAUAUCACAUUCCUGUUUGUUGUGUUUGCUGGCAUCAGAAGUGUUUCUCCUCCAGGGGGCAGCUUUUCAUAUUCCAUUAUUCUGUUGCAUGAUGUUGCCCUUUAAACUAGCUAACAUUCUGUUUUCACAGACUUCAGCGCGUGUAAUUAUUUCUAAUUAAGAAAAGUGAAUUGACUUACAUGUAUUAUAAUACAGCAACGAAACUGUAAAAACACAUUGAUAAAUAGCCACAUUCAAAUAAGAUAUUUGUAGUUAAUAGUUUUGCCAACCUAUUUUUAGCUGUCAUUCUUUAUAGACAAGUCUAAGAGAUACUGCAGAUACCGGUAACUUUGCCAGCGCAUAAUGGUUAGAUCAAUGUAUUUUUGUUGCUCACCACUAUAAAUGUUAGAUGCUAUUUGUACGUUCUUAGUACAAAUUUUAUGGCAGCUUUUAAACAUGUAUUGUUAACAGAAGGGGUAUUCACAUUAACUUAAAAAAAAAAAAGCCUUCACAUUUAAAUGGAAAAGGCUAAAGCUGAUAAAGGGAAUUAAGCUGAAUGUUUUCUGAUGCUAAUAUUCAGUCAAUACUAUUAACUAGCAUGUUGUUUAGUUUUGUAUGUAAUUGUGUUAAUGAAUUCCAGAAGCAUUCUGAGGAUGCGUAGUAAACUGAAGCUGAUGUGAAACAACUGUCUUUAUUGGAUUGCCAAGCCUGUGAUUUGUAAUAGAAAUAAAAUAUCGUACUAUGUUAUUACAAAAAUAACACUAUUUAUUCAACACAUCUCUGUACACAGCCUUAAAGGUUUUUAUUUUCCCAGAACUUAAAAAAACUAAAAUGUUUCACAGUAAAGAAGUAAAGAAAAAAUAUUUACGUAGGACUAAUUUAGAUGGUGACAGCACGGUGUGUUAGCUGUAUAUAUUCAGUACCAAAAACUCUCUGGAUCCAGUCAUUGGAGUGAAUGAAAACAUUUCCCAAAAAUGUUUAAACGUUUUCCUUCAUUCCUGUGAUGGGAUCAAAACAUAUUUUUUUGCUAAAUAUUCUGCUAAUAAGAAGUUAUAAAACAGACAUCUCAAACACUUGCGCCUUAUUAUGUACUGCCUACUGCUAUGCUCUCCUUGUUGCUUACAGUGCUGAUCAGCUGGAUAUAGGUGAAAAUGCAGAGUGGGUGACAGCUCCUAUAAUUUCAGCUCACUACGAAUAGCCUGCAGCAGUGUACAGCAUCACCUUUACAUACAUAUGUGUUAUUGUAUGUGGAAAUUAUUUGAACACAUUGGACAUUUUCUAAUACCAACCAGCAGAAUAGUUAACGCAGCUCUAAAAUAUAAUAUAGGUUGUAAAUCAGUUCUAUGUGUGAACUGUAAAAGUAGCAAAUAUUAAAGUAGUCCUUCCUCUAUAGUCUGAAGGUAAACGUUCACCAUUAAUAGCUGUCGGCUGACUCUUUCAGUCAACAGCUAUUCUUCCUGACUGCCCAUAUACAUCAACAAGUGGUUUAACCAAGGAAAAUAAGCUGCUGCCGGACACCUGUGGUGGUCACUUCUCUCCCGUGAGAACAUAGCAUCAUGUAUGUGGAAAUAUAACAUAGUGAUACAGAUCAGAAAAGAAACCUCUUCCUUGGUUCUCCAGACAGUCUUCAAAUAACAUUACAAGCAUUUCACAUUCAUAUAAAAACUGUUAUGAUUAAACUCAUGUUAUGAUUAAACUCAUAUUAUGAUUAAACUCAAAAAAUAACUUGUUAGUUUAAAGCAUUUCCAACAUACAAACAUCUGCCUGUCCAUUGUUGCAGUCAUAUAUGCAUGAUAUUUUACAGUUGAUAAUAUAGGUAAUGUAAAUGUGAGCCCUACACAUUUUUAGCUUAAGCAAAUAAAAUAUAAUAAAAUAUACUACAUUUAGUAUGAAAAAUGGUAUCACCAGUUGCAGAUGUUUGUAUGUCUCAGGGUAUGUUCACACGGCAGAAUGUCCAUGUGGAAUUCCACUGGAGUAUUUCGCUGAUAUCAAUGGGAUUCUGCUGCACUGUGCAGACAAUGGAAUUUCUGUGCCUGAUGUUUCUGCCACGGAAAUCCCGAUACCAGUGUCCGCAGAAAGAAUAUACUUGUCUAUUCUUUCGGCGGAUUUCACUCUGAACGGUCCUAGCCACCGCCAGACUUUCAGAUGUCCAAAAUGUCCUCCUGUGUUUUCUGGGCGGACAUUCCGCACAUUUUCAUAAAGUGUGAACAUACCCUUAUUAGGACAAUACUCUUGUUUAAAUUAACAGAAAAUAGCUGCAGCCACCUCGGACUGCAGCAGUGUUUCUUUUUUUUCCCCAAGGAUUUUACUACCACUGCUCUGCUGAUUUAAAGCAGAAUUGUGGAGCAAAACUUUUAACUUUCCCUGUGCCCGGGCUGCAAAAACUAAAAAAAAACUAACUUUAACUCACCUUCCUACGUUCCCCUGUUGCACCGGGCAUCCCUUCCUCUGGCACUGCUCGGCUCCCUUCUUCUCAGGCUCAGAACGUCACACUGCAGUCAGCGUAUAACUGGCCGCAGCGAUGUCCCGCCUCGGCCGGGGAUAGGUCAUGUAAGGAGCCUGGAACAGGGGAAAUUAAAAGCUUUACGUUGCAUUUCUCCUUUAAUUUUUGCCCGUGUAGUGUGAUAUUCUUAUGUGAAAUCCUUUAUUUAUAAACUGUUUGGAUUACAUGAGGAUCAGACUUGGGAAACAUUGCUGUACUAAGUGGAUACCGUACAAUGUAUUGUUUUUAUUAUGCCCCAUUCUCCCUCAAUAAAAGCUAAGGAAAGGAUAUUCCAGUAGCAGGAACUUCCAUCAUCAGCUUAAUUCACAGACCAAAAGGAGUUGUUACUGCUGGACAGCCCUUCUAGGAUGUUAGGGGUGACCUUUAGUAGUCAUUAUGCUUUGUGUGGAAGUCUAUAUUAGAACAUAUUAUGCAUGAUUCCUGUUGGGCUCCCUGAUCAGUCUGCUUCAUGUUAUUUAAUUAACUCAAACAUUGCCACAAUCCUCACAGAGUAAACUAAGGAUUCCAAAAGAAGUCUUGGGAGAUGGUGUUUUAAGGCAUACUGGAUGGAAUAGCCUUUAUUGAUAUAAAGUAUGUGUCAUUACCUUAUAUACUUAACUGGCAAUUUAGGUAUUACCGUGGAAGACAUUUUAUACCAAGCUAACAGUUGUAUUUACAAUACUAAUAAUUAGCCAUUCCAGAAUGUAUUUUCUUGUGAACAAUAAUGUUACUAUUGUGAUAAUAGAUUUUAUUUAUUUUAUUGCAAUUUUUGUGAAAACAUUUUUUUCCAUUUGUUCUUCUCUAAUGCAUCUUUGGCAAUUCCAGUGUUUGUAGUUGAAACACAUGUCGUGUAAUGUUGUAUUGCUGUUUUUACAAAAGUAGCACUCCUGAUGUAUGUUGGAAAUUGUGGUUAAAGAUUGUAAAGAAGGAAACCAGUCACACAAGUUAAUUUACAAUAUAUGUAACACAGUUAUUAAAAGAAAAACUUAUGUAAACAUUG